UCGCAGAGGACGCCCCCUUUUCUUUUCCCCCAAAAUGGCGUGUCACACCACUCACCAUCUUCUCCAAAACCCUAAACCCUCGAUCCUUCUCCCUACACUACCCACCUCCUCCGCGAUCGCCUCUCUAAAAAUGUGAUCGUCGAGUUCUUCGCCUUAUUGUAGGAUUUUUUUUUUUUUUGGAGCUGAAUCACUUAUUUUUCGGAGGUUUCAGCAUUGGCCUGCAAAAAUGGUGUCCAAUACCGAGAGAGCGCGAGCUGCGUUGAAUGCGAUGAAGGCUCUUGGUUUCCCCAAGAAGGUCGCCACGCCCGUCCUGAAGAAUCUCCUCAUGUUGUAUGGGGGAAAGUGGGAGCUCAUCGAGGAUGAGAACUACCGAGCUCUCGCAGAUGCGGUACUCGACAUGCAGGAGAAGGGCUUGAAGGUGGAUGAAGACACUACCGGUAAGCAGAAAGAUACUGCUGUGGAUGAUGAGCCAGAAUCUCACAGGGGAACACUAAGGAUUAGGGAAGAUGAUCAAGUGGCAUCUCCUUCGGCAUUUGCUGACGAGACUCCACUUAAAAGGCCAAAACUAGAAGUAGAUGAAGUGCCUGAAUCACAAACUGGGCAGGACAAGGACAGUAAGAAGAAAGACACUGCAGUAGAUGAUGAGCCAGAACUUUAUAGAACAAGAGCAAAGAUCAGGGAAGAGGAUGAACAGGCUUCGCCUUCACAGCAUACUCCGAGGGCAUUUGAUGAGUCCAUGCUUGGAACAUCAACUUCGGAGGCGAAUGAAUUGCCCAAAGUGCACAUUCAACAGAAAGAAACGGAGCUGAAUUCAUCUCGAAAGAAUAGUAAAGGAAAAACCUUGGAGGCCCCACCAUCUGAACCUUUCAGAGAACAAGCAACUGGGAGCAUUUCACGUCAACAUGUAAGUAGAACUGACGGAAGAAAGGAAACCCAAAAUGAAGUAAGUCGUAGAGAAACCAGAGCAUCAUCCCGUGCACGCCAAAGUGGUGCUUUACAAGCUCAGUCCAGUUCACUCGUGGUGUACCAAAAAGAGAACAGUUCAGCGAAUGGUACAUUGGAAACUGCUGUCUGUUUGAAAGAGCCUAAAGUUGAACCAGGCACCAUGAAUUUGCAAAAGAACGAUGCAGUUGUUCAACACUCUGCUUUGGCUGGCCCCAUUGAUGAGCCACUUGAAAACAACUCUUCUAAACUUGAGUCACCUCUUGCUGUGUUGUGCCCUGUUGAGGAAAGAGUUGUUCAAGGUCAAGGAAGCGAAGAUGGUUCUUUGAGGAGCAUUCCUACUCUGCUGACAAAUGUUACAGAAAAUGAUUCCAAACAGCAUGAAGACAGGGCUCAUGUGGAAGAAUAUAUUAUCGCACAAUCCAAGAAUGGGGCCAGAGAUGGUAUUGUAAAUGUGCAGGAGACAUCUUCUAGUAUCGAUAUAGCUUCCUCUGCCGCAGGAGAGGUCAAACUAUCUCUAACGUGUAACACUGAUUCUUCUAAUUUUCAUAUGCCAAGUUUAGACACAAUAUAUAAGAUGGUAGAAGAUCGAUGCCUCAGAUCGUACAAGUUUCUUCCACCGAACUUUUCUCUUCGCCACCUGAUGAAUGAAAUUUGCGAGUGUGUUCUAGACCUUGGCACUGAACCCUCUUCAAUUAAUCACGGCAGUUAUGUUAAGAUAAAUCCCACAAUUGAGUCUCUGAAAAGACCUGGUUUGCAGAAUGUUAAUCUGCAUCCUUCAAGUGGUUUGCCAAAUGUGGCGGUGCCAAAUAAUGGUGCUUACUUAAAUGAGAAUGCCUGUGGGAAUGAUAAAACUGGAAGGGCCAAGAAAGCAAUGCAAUCUGCAGUUGGAGGAGUUUCAAACAAUAUGCCAGAAUGCUCAAUGGCCCUCUGGCAAUCGAAUCUUGCGCUCUGUGAUGUGAGGCCCACUCAUGAUAUUAAUGACAUAUCCAAAGGGGAAGAGAGAGUAAGAAUUUCGGUGGUUAAUGAGAUCAGCUCUGAAAAGUAUCCACCUUCUUUUAGCUAUAUACCGCAAAAUGUUGUUUUCCAAAAUGCUCAUGUCGAUUUUGCUCUUGCUCGGAUCGGUGAUGAGGAUUACUGUUCUGAUUGCUUUGGUGAUUGCCUGUCUGCUCCCGUGUCAUGUCCCUGUGCACGAGAAACAGGAGGAGAAUAUGCUUAUACAUAUGAUGGUUUGGUUAAGAAGCAGUUUCUUGAUGAAUGUAUAUCUAUGAACCGCAACCCAGAAAAGCAUCAUCAUUUCUAUUGCAAAGAUUGUCCACUAGAGAGGCCUAAGAAUGAGGCUAAUAAGCGUGGUGCUUGUAAGGGGCAUCUAGUUCGGAGAUUUGUAAAAGAAUGUUGGAGUAAGUGCGGCUGUAACAAGCAGUGUGGAAAUCGUGUGGUUCAACGAGGGAUUACGUGGAAUUUACAGGUGUUUUUCACAGCAGAUGGGAAGGGUUGGGGACUGAGGACACUUGACGAAUUGCCGAGAGGUGCUUUUGUUUGUGAGUAUGUUGGCGAGGUACUGACAAACAUCGAACUUUAUGAGCGAACUGUGCAAAACACGGACAAUGCUAGGCAUACAUACCCAGUGCUUCUGGAUGCUGAUUGGGGUUCAGAGAGUGUAUUGAGAGAUGAAGAAGCACUCUGUUUGGAUGCAACAUUUUAUGGAAAUGUUGCGAGGUUUAUUAAUCAUAGAUGCUAUGAUGCAAAUCUGGUUGAGAUUCCAGUUGAAAUAGAGUCACCAGAUCAUCACUACUAUCAUCUUGCUUUUUUUACAACAAGAAAAAUAGAAGCAUUUGAAGAGCUAACUUGGGAUUAUGGGAUUGAUUUUGAUGAUCAUGAACACCCAGUCAAGGCAUUUCGAUGCCGAUGCAGAAGCAGAUUGUGCCGAGACCAGAAACGCUCAAAAAGCAAAAGAAAAGCAUCUGCUUCGAAGUGAACGGAGAGUUCAUUGCUAAAAAGAGUUUUGGGGGCCUCUUAUGUGGGAAUUUUGGCAAGAUGGAUGGAUCUUAUUAACGAAGGUCCUUGGUGGAAGUUUUGUGGGUAACUAUGGUGCUUAUUGUUGGGAAGUUGUAAAAUAUGGGUUUUGUCUAGAAGCAUCGUAACACUGCACCUGAGUUCUAAGAUCGUUGAUAAAUAGAAAAUUGUCUGAUUGUGUUGAAAGAGCGGUGCCUGAACUUACGGGUGCAGUUGCUAGGCCUAAGACCAUAUAACUCCGGCGUUUGUAUAUGCUUCGGAUGUUAGGAAUGUAAACUGUUGAAACUGAAGGUUUAUUCUGCUGCAGGGAUAUUCCUUUUCAAUGUUUAUGUGUGUUAGCAGCUUUAAGAUCAGUUGCCGAAAGCUUUUGAUUUCAAGGAGAACUUUUCAAAAUUGGUUA
Messenger RNA from Ananas comosus (pineapple), 3358 nucleotides. Its product is annotated as probable inactive histone-lysine N-methyltransferase SUVR2. The record is from RefSeq and is a predicted model, not a curated record. Gene Ontology annotation, molecular function: histone methyltransferase activity; protein binding; zinc ion binding. The transcript is spliced from 12 exons. Gene Ontology annotation, cellular component: nucleus. NCBI's taxonomy places the organism in Eukaryota, Viridiplantae, Streptophyta, Magnoliopsida, Poales, Bromeliaceae. Bases 227 to 2920 code for a protein of 897 amino acids.